This is a messenger RNA of Marchantia polymorpha subsp. ruderalis, 3070 nucleotides long. Lineage: Eukaryota; Viridiplantae; Streptophyta; Marchantiopsida; Marchantiales; Marchantiaceae. The record is from the annotation of a GenBank genome assembly.
AGCAUCCGCGGACAAGGUGGUCGACACUGAGACAGAGCAUCCGUGACAAGUCGAAUCGCAAUGGGCUACCAAUUGUCAACCAUCGCAAUGUUGUGGGCUUCUGGUUUCACGAUCGGCAAGUAAAGAAUUGUAGAACUUGGAUCGUAUCUAGAGCUGCGUUAUAAUUAUCUGCAUGGGGACCUCGAAGCAAGCAAUUGCGUCGUAGUAAAAUCUCUGUAUCCGGUGCGCGAUUUCAUCGUCAGAUCGGUCCGUCGAUGUACUACAAAGGAUCUGAUCGGGAGCGGAAUUGAUGGUUGAUCGUCUUUCUCUUCUGCGAAAGGUCGAACAUUGACGUGUUUUUGGUAGGCAAAGUCAUGAAGGAACGCAGGAGAGCUAGCACCGAUGCUUCGUCCUCAUCUGCAGAUUUGAAGUCUUCCGGGAAAAAUAAUGCGAAGAGACCUCCAAAAAGUAAAAGAGGCGGCAUUGUAAGGAAAGUAUGUCCAGGAAGUACAGCACUUCUUCUUGGGAUUUGUGUUGUUGCUCUGGGAGUGGCAGCGCUUUACUGGAUAGGGGCUCUUUCUCCAGCAAUGGAGGAGCCUGUGAGGCCUAGGGCAGUCACUCCCCUGCCUGUUCCCCGAGUUUCUGAUCUAAAGCAGUUCAAAGGGGAGUAUCGCGAACGAAUGUUUUGGGGAACUUACCGACCACAAAAUUACCUUGGAAUUCGUAGUCGAACUCCACAAUCUCUUCUGGCUGGAUUGAUGUGGCUCGGUGUCAAGGACGGGCGUUAUGCUAUUCGCCAUACAUGUGAAGAAUCCGACAAGCUCGCCAGAUACGGGUGGCUUCGACAUGACGGUUCCACCUAUGGACGACAGGAGCUACUGGAUCAGGGUGUAACUUUAACCACUUCUUUUUUGAAAAGCUGGGAAGAUGGGUCUGGAUAUGGGGGGGAUUGGGCUGUACGCAUAAAGGUGGAAGCAGAGAACGCGACUGAAAGUAGCCAGGAGGAUGGUCAACCGAAGAGCAGAUCGACCUCCAUCUUUUUCUACAUUGCAGAGGAGGCAGGACGAUCCCUAAGUUUCUGGCCGAAGGGAAAAAAUGUAGCUGACGCUCCCUUUGUUGGAGGAUCUGCAAGCGAGAUCGGAGGAUGGCAGUUCCAUUUACACCAUAAGGAGGAUGUGGCUGUCAGUUACGCUGGACUUCGCCAGAUUCAUAUGCAUAAUUUGACACAACUGGUCUUGAAUACUCUGAUGAAUCAGGGAAGACUAACGGGGCGCUUACAACUACCAGACAGUUCUGAUAGACAUUCAAACAUUGCUGUCCUUCAGAUAUCAGGAAGUUUACCGUUCGAGGUUGACAUGGUCUUUCUCUCUGGAGUGGAUAAGAAAGGAGCUGAUGUCCCAAAACGUCUGAAGAAUUUGACAGGUGUCGAACUGGAGAGAAGACUCAUACAGAAGGAGCAAGAGUUUGAAAACAGGUUUCAGGACACAUUCAAAUUAAAUGAAAAGGUGGGAGGCGAAAAAGAGGUCGAGGUUGGAAGAGCUGCUCUCAGCAACAUGGUCGGUGGAAUUGGGUACUUCCAUGGGCAGUCCCGUAUUGCAAUUCCCGCCGAGUUCAAAGGACAAGAACCUGAAUUAAGUAGCCCAGACUAUUGGUUGUAUUGGCCUGCCGAGCUGUUUACUGCGGUCCCCAGUCGAUCAUUUUUCCCACGUGGAUUUCUUUGGGACGAAGGAUUUCACCAGCUCCUUAUCAGUCGUUGGGAUCGAAAUAUCAGCCUUGACAUCAUUGCUCACUGGUUGGAUCUGAUGAACGUUGAUGGGUGGAUUCCAAGAGAACAAAUCUUGGGUGCCGAGGCUCGUAGUAAGGUUCCUGAAGAGUUCGUCAUUCAGCAUACAAGCAACGCCAACCCGCCUGCCCUCAUGCUGGUCAUACGACGUCUGGCUCUCAGCCUUGAAUUGGACUUGAAACAAGGCCAGGCAAGAGAAGAAGAUAUGGAGUACUUUAAGACAAUGUAUCCGAGGCUACAGGCCUGGUUCAACUGGUUCAACACGACUCAAAGCGGGAAGCAGCCAGGGACGUACUACUGGCAUGGAAGAGAUUCACAUACAUCCCGUGAACUGAAUCCAAAGACACUUACUUCAGGUCUCGAUGAUUAUCCACGUGCUUCUCAUCCAACGGAUGAUGAACGCCACGUAGAUCUAUGGUGCUGGAUGGCACACGCUGCUGAAACAAUGUCUCUGAUUGCUCGUCUGACUGGUGAGCCACAUGAAAGCUAUGAAGCGACAGCCAACGGGCUCACUAAUUUAACCCGACUUAAUGAGAUGCAUUAUGAUCUGGAAUCAGGUCAUUACUAUGAUUAUGGACUUCACACUGAGGAGGUGAAGCUGAGAUGGAAAGAAUUAAAAGACCCAAGGAUAAAGACGGGAAUUCCGCAAAGGAUCCUCCGGAGAGUUGUCUUGAAGAAGCCCAAACUAGGUUGGGUUCCACACUUCGGAUAUGUUAGUUUCUUCCCCUUCGCCCUUCGGAUCAUCCCAGCGGAUUCCACGAUUAUGGGUCAUCACUUGGCUUUGCUGCACAGCCAUGAUUUGUUGUGGACAGAGUUUGGUUUGCGGUCUCUGGCAACGACCAGCUCCGUAUUCAUGAAGCACAAUACUGAGCACGAUGCUCCGUACUGGAGGGGUCCAGUUUGGAUGAACAUGAAUUACUUAAUAUUGUCAGCCCUCUAUAAAUAUUCUCAAGAGGAAGGACAUUACAAGAAGACAGCAGCUCUUUUGUACCCACAGUUGAGAGAUAAUCUUAUUAGGAACGUUGUGAAGCAGUAUCACGAAAGUGGAUACUUGUGGGAAAAUUAUGAUCUUAAAUCGAAGGGUAAAGGACAAGGCUCUCAUCCAUUUUCAGGAUGGACAUCUUUGAUUCUCUUGAUAAUGGGAGAGAUGUAUUAAGACAGUGGUGACAGUUUUGGAUUGUGGUGAGGUCACUUGUAGCAGUUCAAUUAUUGUGGAAAAGCUUUACAUAAUUGGAAAAAAUCUAGUCUUCAGUGUAUAACGAUGAGGUCUUUUUGUUGCACUUUUCCGGUUGGAUUUCUGGAGUUGCU